Molecule: messenger RNA, 657 nt
Organism: Oldenlandia corymbosa var. corymbosa
Lineage: Eukaryota; Viridiplantae; Streptophyta; Magnoliopsida; Gentianales; Rubiaceae
Source: the annotation of a GenBank genome assembly
AUGGAAGAUAUCAAAUCUAGUCCUCAUCGUGUGAAUCGGAAUCGGAAUUUGGACGAGAUUACAUGCAAAAAGAUGAAAAUUGAAGAGAAGAAGAGGAUGAGAUUUCGCCGUGAUGGGGAAGAUCGGGAUUCGGGAGAAAGCGGAGAAAGCGGUGAAAGAGGCGGCGCCGGUGAUGAAGGAGAUCGGGAUUCGGGAGAAAUCGGCGAAGGAGGCGGCGCCGGUGAUGGAGGAGGUGGGAAUUUGGAGAAAGCGGUGAAGGGAGAAAUCAGAAUGGCUUUAAUGGCGGAUUCGGGCAAAGCUACUUCAACGGUUUCUACACCGUUCGAAGCUAGCGCAGUAUCUCCUGUCAACGAUAUAAUCUCCAUCGGCAGCUUGUCAAUCGCUUCCUUCUUUGUGGCGGUAAUUUCAUGGCUUCCAAUCGAACAAGAUGCCGGCGGGAAUCGAGUUCCGACGAUCAUAUUCGAUGGCCAUCCUUACGUCUUCCAAGCUUUUGUCAUACUGAUUAUGUUUGGGUUUUCUACAUCUCUCGCCGCCGUGGUGUCUUAUAAGGGGCGGAAAUUAGCUAGGGUUUUGAGAUCUUGUUCGGUUGUUUGCUUAUCUUGUGCUGCCGCGGUUCUUCUAUCCGCUAUCUGUAAGGAUCUGUCUUCCGGGAAUUAG